AUGAGAACAUAUUCAAAAUUUGAACGACGUGUUCAGCUCGUGCUCAUAGUAUUAUAUAGCAUACAGAAAGAAGAAAACGGGAACGUACGAUAUUGGACUCAAUCUCCUCUACGGCUAGCAAGAAUUAUAGAUCUGUAUGCAUUUGAAAAAUCAGUACGGAGUAUUAAUCGUGCCCGACGAACAAGUUUAGCUCAGAGACCGACCAUUGUUGUUAUUUUAUUAUGUACGGUCAUUGAAUUUACAACCACGGUUACUGAUUUACCAUUGAUAACCAUCACGAAGUAUCUAUUAUGCCAAUAG
Adineta ricciae is the source of this 300-nucleotide messenger RNA. NCBI's taxonomy places the organism in Eukaryota, Metazoa, Rotifera, Eurotatoria, Adinetida, Adinetidae. The record is from the annotation of a GenBank genome assembly.